Molecule: messenger RNA, 1990 nt
Organism: Echinops telfairi (small Madagascar hedgehog)
Lineage: Eukaryota; Metazoa; Chordata; Mammalia; Afrosoricida; Tenrecidae
Gene: C1QTNF7
Product: C1q and TNF related 7
Exons: 3
Coding region: 239-1108 (289 amino acids)
Molecular function (GO): protein binding
Source: RefSeq, a predicted model, not a curated record
UGGAGAUCACAGCGGUGUCGCUGAGUGGAACUCUCCCUUUCUCUCUGCCUCCCCUCGAGGCCCAGGACAACGCCUUUGAAGGUGAACCAGGAAUCACUGAUCAAUCUGAAGCCUCCACGAGUUAUGAUUCUUCACCCCUGGCAGAGCGAAGUGGAUGUCAAGCGAAAGGCCCACCCUCUGUGCUCGCUGGAGUUCAAAGAUUCCAGCUGUGUGGAGAACUUGGGAGCGCUAACCGAAGAUGUUUGUCUUGCUCUAUGUCACAAGUUUUGCCAUCUGUGCAAGUGGACAGCCUCGGGGUAACCAGUUCAAAGGCGAGAACUACUCCCCAAGAUACAUCUGCAGCAUCCCCGGCUUACCUGGACCGCCAGGCCCCACAGGAGCAAAUGGUUCCCCCGGGCACCACGGUCGGAUUGGCCUUCCCGGAAGGGAUGGGAGAGAUGGCAGGAAAGGGGAGAAGGGCGAAAAGGGGGCUCCAGGUUUGAAAGGAAAGACUGGACCCCUAGGCCUUGCUGGAGAGAAAGGGGACCAAGGAGAGACUGGGAAGAAAGGACCGCUGGGGCCAGAGGGAGAGAAAGGAGAAGUGGGUCCCGUUGGGUCUCCUGGACCAAAGGGAGACAGAGGUGACCAGGGGGACCCAGGGCCACCUGGAGUCUGCAGGUGUGGAAGCAUCGUGCUCAAAUCUGCCUUUUCUGUUGGCAUCACAACCAGUUACCCGGAAGAAAGACUACCGAUUGUAUUUAACAAGGUUCUCUUCAAUGAGGGUGAGCACUACAACCCUGCCACUGGCAAGUUCAUCUGUGCCUUCCCAGGGAUCUAUUACUUUUCUUAUGAUAUCACGUUGGCAAACAAGCACCUGGCAAUUGGGCUGGUGCACAAUGGGCAGUACAGGAUAAGGACCUUCGAUGCCAACACGGGGAAUCAUGAUGUGGCUUCCGGGUCCACAGUCAUCUACCUUCAACCAGAGGAUGAGGUCUGGCUGGAGAUCUUCUUCAGGGACCAGAAUGGCCUCUUCUCAGACCCAGGCUGGGCAGACAGCUUGUUCUCUGGAUUUCUCCUAUAUGUGGACACGGAUUAUCUAGAUUCCAUAUCAGAAGUUGAUGAACUGUGAUCAGGGUGACUGGUCUAACUAAACAUUCCAAGUUCCUGGUGGCAAACACUUGAUUCAAUAUGAAACCCUACAAGGUGGAACCAGUAGCAGUGAGGCUCAAAGACAGUCCCAGUGGGCUUCUCGAGCAUCGUCAGAGAUUUAUAGCACAAGUUAUGAAAACAAGAUGCACAGCCAAACAGGGGGGACUACAGGCAAUCCCCUGGUUAUGAACGAAGUCAGUUCCUGAGUAUUUGUCUAGGUCAAAUCUAUAGGUAAGUUGGUACAGGUGCAUACAAUUCUUAUUUAGCCUCUGUUAGUGCAUGAACGGGCUUAAAGCCAUGAUUUAAAAGCUAUACAUACAGCAAGGGAAGGUGAAUGUGAUGAAGAAUUUGUUUCAAGUAAGAAUUGGCUCAGUCAUUUCAAACUGAGGGCAAAUUUUACCUAACAUUAAAAGAUAGUAUGAAUUAUCUGUCAAUUGGAUGUUUGUAAUGCUGGUGGUUAACUGUACACCAAAAUGAAAUGUAUACAAUAAUAAUCCCAGAUAUGCAUUAUUUUUAAAGUGAUGCUCAUAAAUAUUUAAGCAAACUAAGGACAAUGUAAAUAAAUGUUCCAUUAAAUACCAUGAGUAAUAAAACCAGCUGGCAGUGGUCUUGUCUCAUUAAAUCUUCUUAACAUUGCAUUUGGCCUGUUCUUUAAGAGACUUAUCAAAUCUCAGACAAGGUCUUUGACAAAUCUCAGCCAUGAAGGGUAGGAGCAAUGAGUGUUUUUAAGCAACUAAGUGAGGUGAUAACAUCGUACUAUUCAGCCCUGCCUGCUUCAUUCAACUACGUGUUAAUGAAGCAGUACACACUGGGGCAGAUUUAGUCAUCAGUUGAAACUCCUACCUUCAAGAGCUCCCCACCC